AUGUUUUCAAAACUUGGUUCUAUGGUCGGCAUGCCGAGUGUCAGCGCCAUUAUCCCCAGCAAACCAGACUACGAGGAGCCUCGAGCGCUCCCAGCAUCGUGGUAUCGGAGGGACGAGCUGUAUCAACUAGAACGACGAGCCGUCUUUUCCAAGCGGUGGCUUCUUAUCACGCAUAAAUUGCGCUUCAACGAGCCCGGAGAUUACUUCCGUUUCGAACAGGCCGGGUAUGCUUUUGUGCUGUGCAUGGACAAGGAUGGGAAGACCAUCAACGGUUUCCAUAACAUCUGUCGGCACAGGGCCUUCCCCGUCGUCACCCAAGAUUCUGGAAACGCCAAGAUAUUCGCCUGCAAGUACCACGGCUGGUCAUACGGUAUCAACGGAAAGCUCGCCAAAGCGCCUCGUUUCGACACUGUACCGACCUUUAAGAAGGAGAACCACAGUCUUUUCCCAGUCCACGUGCACGUUGACGCCGUGGGCUUCGUCUGGGUUAACUUGGACGCGUCCCCAGAACCCGAAGUAAAAUGGAGAGACGACUUUGAGGGAGUCGACACCCAGCAACGAUUCAAGAACUUUGACUUUUCUCAAUACCAUUUCGACCACGUCUGGGGCAUGCCGGGCAAAUACAACUGGAAAACACUUGCCGACAAUUACAAUGAAUGCUAUCAUUGCCAAGUCGCACAUCCUGAUGUUAGGAACCUGGCUGAUUUAUCAUUUUACUACACGGUAUCGAAACCCGGCUAUAUUCAGCACUUUUCGCGUCCAAAGGAGGGGAAAGAGCAGGACGACGUCAAAGUUGUCAGCACCUAUUAUUUUCCUAAUGCCUGCAUGACUGUCUCGCCUCAUUUCUUCUACAUGAUGCGAUGCGUGCCCACCUCGGUCGGUACAUGUUCCAUGGAGUAUGAGGUGUAUCGCCACAAAGAUGCAACAGAUGAGGAGUUUGAGAAAGUUGACUCGUUCUUUAAACGCGUUCUCGGAGAAGACAAGUACUUGUGCGAUGAGGUACAGAAGAACCUAGAGGCGGGCAUCUUCACCAAUGGAGAAAUGCACCCAGAUUUAGAGAAUGCGCCACUCUUCUUCCAAAACACGGUGAGACAGCUUUUGACAGAGCAUCGUAAGAAAGAGGAAGACGAGAAGACGGAGAUUUGGGCAGCUCGUCGCCCCCUGGCGAAUUCGAAGCUCACCAAGGACGAUGACGCCUUCUGUGAUGGAUUAGCAUGCAAGGCUGAUAAUGCUGAGAUGGAGUGGUAA
Messenger RNA from Clonostachys solani, 1248 nucleotides. The record is from the annotation of a GenBank genome assembly. Lineage: Eukaryota; Fungi; Ascomycota; Sordariomycetes; Hypocreales; Bionectriaceae.